Molecule: messenger RNA, 275 nt
Organism: Hymenoscyphus albidus
Lineage: Eukaryota; Fungi; Ascomycota; Leotiomycetes; Helotiales; Helotiaceae
Source: the annotation of a GenBank genome assembly
AUGGAAGCAAAAGACGGACUUUCAAAUGCGGCUACAUCUAAGAAACCAAAGGCGAAGAAAUCGUUGAAGUCCGGAGUAGCGAAGAAGCCUCCUGCCAAGAAGGCAUCAGUGCAGAAGGCUUCAAUUCAGAAGACCAAGCCAGAGAAGUAGAUUUGAUGACAAGAGCCCAACGAAGACAGAUAUUUGGGGCCUGCUUCGACAGCAACCCGAUAUUGGUUAUGCGCUAUUACCUCCCCAAGGAGUUCGCUGUUGUUAACUUCCCGGUCAUGCCUUGA